Eruca vesicaria subsp. sativa (arugula) is the source of this 1602-nucleotide messenger RNA. The record is from the annotation of a GenBank genome assembly. Lineage: Eukaryota; Viridiplantae; Streptophyta; Magnoliopsida; Brassicales; Brassicaceae.
UACUCUCUCUCCUUUCCAUAUCCAUUAGGACCAUUACACAUAUUCAUAUCAUUCCAAAACCAUCCCCACAAAUCAUAUCUUCCUCUCUCCAUCCCUUCUGACAAUCUCUCUCUCUCUCUGUAUUCUUCUUCAAAAAGGAUCCACAAGUCGAAAUGAUGAUGAGGAAUCCAAACAAUACUACCAUCAGAGAGAAGAAGAAGCCAAAUCAUCCAUGUGGUGGUAGUAACAACAAACCAAAGCUAAGAAAGGGACUAUGGUCUCCUGAUGAAGACGAGAAACUCAUAAGGUAUAUGUUGACCAAUGGACAAGGAUGUUGGAGUGACAUUGCUAGGAAUGCUGGUCUCUUACGAUGUGGCAAAAGUUGUCGCCUUCGUUGGAUCAAUUACUUGAGGCCUGAUCUUAAACGUGGUUCCUUCUCUCCUCAAGAAGAAGAUCUCAUCAUCCAUUUUCAUUCCAUUCUUGGUAAUAGGUGGUCCCAAAUAGCCACUCGGCUUCCAGGAAGAACAGACAGCGAGAUCAAAAACUUUUGGAACUCGACAUUGAAGAAAAGGUUUAAGAACAACAACAAUGCUUCUUCAGAAUCAUCACCUAACAAUAGUAAUAGUAACUCCUUGGACCCAAGAGAGCAACAUGUGGACAUCGGAGGCAAGUCAAAUCCAACGAUGGAUAGCUAUCAUCAUCAUGAUGAAAUAAUGAUAGUGGGAAGCACCAUGGGCAUGGACUCUUCUUCAUUCAGUUAUGCACAUGUGGUUAAUGGUGUUGGCUUAAACCAGCUUCAUCCAUUGAUAUCAGUACCGGAUCAUAACCAAUAUCAACAAAUGGUAAACACAGGAAACUUGUUCAACGUCAAUGGGUUAGGAGGAGAUUACAGAAAUGCAAUUCUUGAUCCGAUUAGCAAGGGAACAUCAGUAGGAAGUGAAUGGUUACUUCCUCGGUCGGAGAAUAUUGAUGCCAUUGCUUGUACCACAAGAAACAAUGUAAACUUAGAGGUUCUUGCUCCUUGCUUCAAUAGCAAAAAUAUGAGUCAUUCAGAAAGCUUCAAAGUAGGGAACCUGUUAGGCAUGGAGAACAGUUCCUGGGAAAUAGAAAAUCCCAAAAUAGGAGAUUGGGAUUUGGAUAGUCUCAUCGAUAACAACUCUUCUUUCCCCUUCCUUGAUUUCCAAGUUGAUUAACAUUCUUCUAUACAUCUUCAGGAACCAGUUACCAAAGCAGAUACUUCCCCCCCCCCCUACCGGAGCUCGAAUUUGAUUAGUCCUAUCUCAUUCCAUGAGUCUUUUUUCUUUUGCAGCAAGUCUUCUUUCCAUCAAGCUUGGUCUAUUCUUUUAUUUCCAUUUAUGUUCCUAUCAUAUGUUCCAGGAAGCUAAGUAUAUGUUUUACAUCUAUAGGGAGGAGGAGUUAGCCACUAUGCAUGGUUCCUUUAGUACAUGAAAUGUGAAUAGGAAGGUACAUUGAGAUUUUAUUUGCUGAGGAGGUACUUAAAUAAUGGCCCACGCAAUGAGGUGAUUAGAUGGUUUAUUUGUAUAGCUUUUUCUUAUCUUUCCAAUUCUUUUUCUGUAUAAAUCCGAGUUUGAUGUGUAAAACACGGUUUCUUAAUAAGAAAGC